This is a messenger RNA of Ananas comosus (pineapple), 1320 nucleotides long. RefSeq lists its product as uncharacterized. The coding region runs from base 1 to 1320 and encodes 439 amino acids. The transcript is spliced from 5 exons. NCBI's taxonomy places the organism in Eukaryota, Viridiplantae, Streptophyta, Magnoliopsida, Poales, Bromeliaceae. The record is from RefSeq and is a predicted model, not a curated record.
AUGGCGAUAUUUUCUAUAUACAAUGACAUGAAAGAAGCAGAAAUUUUUAUAACUAUUCAGUCGCAAGACAUUCCAUUAAACUAUAAUGGUGAAAAAACUCUAACACAAGAGGGCAAUAUUGAUAUGAUUGAUGAUAACAUUGUGGGUAUUGGUGAAGGUAUUGGUGAAGGUGUUGGUGAAGGUGUUGAUGAAGGUGUUGGUGAAGGUGCUGGUGAAGGUGUUGGUGAAGAUAUUGGUGGAGCAAUUGGUGAAAUGUUGGUCAAGUCGCCGAAGAAACAGUUGAUGAAGAUAUUGGGCCUUAAAACUGAUGGUUCUGAUUUAGAGGAUAAUAUGGAUCAUGUAGGAACAUUUUCAUAUGAUGUGAAUAACCCUAUUAUGGAAGUGGGAGCAAAAUAUCCAAAUGUAACUGUAACGUGCGCAAAAUCUAAUUGCAAGUGGCGAAUCCAUGCAUCUCGACUUCAAGAUUCCUUAGUUUUUCAGAUAAAGACUUUACAAGGAGAGCACACAUGCACAUCGGCCAAUAGGUGUCGGAACAAAGUGGCAACACAAUCGUGGGUGUGCAAUAGGGUUAUUGAGUGGCUACGGUUGGAAGGAGAUUUAUCUACAACUGAAUUGCGGAAGAGACUGCAACAAAAAUAUCAUGUGGACUUGACCUAUUCCAAGAUAUUUAGGGGAAAAGAAAUGGCAUUGUCUAAGAUUCAUGGGCAUUGGGAGUAUUCGUAUCAAAGAAUUUAUGAUUUUAAAGAGGAAAUUGGUAGACGAAAUUCCGGCAGCCAUGUGGAGAUAAAGCUGCAAGUGAUUAAUGAAGAGCAUCAUUUUCAGCGAGUUUUUCUUGCAUUUGGUCCAUGCAUACAAGGAUUCCUCAAUGGAUGUAGACCUUAUAUUGCAUUAGAUGGAUGUCAUCUCAAAGGAAAGCAUAGAGGAGUUUUGAUAUCGGCCACAAGUAUUGACGGAAAUAAAUCAAUUUUUCCAGUAGCUUUUGGUGUUGUGGAGUCGGAGAACUCGAAUAGUUGGGAAUGGUUUCUUCAUGGGUUGAAGACAGCAAUAGGAGAAUCCGAAGGCCUAGUAUUCUCCUCGGAUAGACAAAAAGGCUUAGAUGAGGCCGUUCAAGUUGUCAACAAAGGGAGGGGGUGUGCUGUGAGCACACCCCCCAAUCCGUACACAAAAGAACAAAGAAAGAAAGUCGUCUCUUUCAUUUUGCGGCUGCGCGACGACGACGACGACUUCGACGACGACGGCUGUGACGACUUCGACGACGACAACGGUGUGCGAGGAGGCCUCAUGACCUCCUCUUUCUUCUUCUUCUCCGACGAUGGCUGA